AUGGCGGAAGAUUCACCGACAGGAGGUCCACCAUCUGGUCCAUCUCCAUCGACGAACGAUGAAUCUGCUGCAAGUCAGACUCAGACCUCAAAAUUAAAGAGAAGCUGUCCAGGGAGUUCAAGUGAGGCAGCUGCUGCUACUGUUGGUCCCGGGAUUGCAGGGGAUGGUGGUACUUCGAGAAGGUCCAUAGUUUGGCAACACUUCGAACAGUUGGUAGUCGACGGUAUAUCCAGAGCCAAAUGCAAACAUUGCAAAAAACUGUACAGAUGUGAUACUCGAAGGAAUGGUACAUCUUCACUUCUUCACCAUAUGUCUGUUUGUAAGGCUAAUCCGGAUGUGACCGAGAAAAAACAAUCGAAAUUGGUUUUGCAUUCAAUAGCUGAGGAUGGUGAAAUGGCAAGGGGUUUAAUUAGUUGA
This is a messenger RNA of Striga hermonthica, 417 nucleotides long. Lineage: Eukaryota; Viridiplantae; Streptophyta; Magnoliopsida; Lamiales; Orobanchaceae. The record is from the annotation of a GenBank genome assembly.